Neoarius graeffei (lesser salmon catfish) is the source of this 2944-nucleotide messenger RNA. RefSeq names its product MFSD2 lysolipid transporter B, sphingolipid (gene mfsd2b). The transcript has 15 exons. Gene Ontology annotation, cellular component: membrane. NCBI's taxonomy places the organism in Eukaryota, Metazoa, Chordata, Actinopteri, Siluriformes, Ariidae. Gene Ontology annotation, molecular function: sphingolipid intramembrane carrier activity; symporter activity. Bases 62 to 1651 code for a protein of 529 amino acids. Gene Ontology annotation, biological process: carbohydrate transport. The record is from RefSeq and is a predicted model, not a curated record.
CCUCAUCUCUUGUGGAAUGGAAUGAAGUCGCUCCAUCAUUCAGCCUGUCACUCUCAUAGUCAUGGCUAAAGGGAGGAAGACACCAUCCAGCUCAGGUGACAAGGCAAUGAUGAAGCAUCCCCAAGCUGUUUUCACCAAGGUCUCAGUACAGACUCAUCUGGAUCAGAAGCUCUCUGUGUGCAGCAAACUGUGUUUUGCUAUUGGAGGGGCACCGAAUCAAGUUGCAGGAAGUGCAACUGCUUUUUUCUUACAGAUAUUUCUGCUAGAUGUCACGCAGAUAAACCCAUUUCAGGCCUCCCUGGUGCUGUUCAUUGGGAAAGCUUGGGGUGCUGUUACUGACCCUGUAGUAGGAUUCUUCAUUACUAAAAGCAGAUGGACAAAAAUUGGCCGACUCAUGCCAUGGAUGGUGGGCUGCACACCAUUUAUCGUAGUGUCCUACUUCUACUUGUGGUUUGUUCCCCCUUUCAUCAAUCAAAGAUACGUUUGGUAUCUGGGCUUCUACUGCCUCUACCAAACUCUCAUCACGUGUUUCCAUGUGCCUUACUCAGCACUGACCAUGUUCCUGAGCACGGACCAGCAGGAAAGAGACUCAGCUACAGCAUACCGUAUGACCAUGGAGGUGUUGGGGACACUGGUUGGUGCAGCCAUCCAGGGCCAGAUUGUAGCGAGAGCACAUACUCUAAAGCACUGCCCCUAUAACAACACAUCAGCCGGUCACCUGGGAAAUGGCAGUAGAACGGAGGUCAUCCGAAGCCUGCUGCCGUCACAGGACUUCCUCUCACAUGCAAAGGAGGUGUACAUGAUUGCUGCCGGAGUGAUCGGGGCACUCUUUCUUAUCUGUACAGUUGUGAUGUUCCUGGGAGUCAAAGAGAGAGAUGAUCCUUAUGCACUAAAGACAGAGAAAGCCAUUCCUUUCCAUAAGGGCUUUGUGCUGGUGAUGAGACAUGGGCCAUAUCUCUCCCUCACAGCAGCUUUCCUCUUCAUAUCUGUGGCCAUCCAGCUGAUCCAGAGUAACUUUGUGUUGUUCUGCACGUAUGCAGUGGAUCUUCGGGAUCAUUUCCAAAAUAUCGUGCUAACAAUUCUGAUGUCUGCAGCACUGAGCAUCCCUUUCUGGCAGUGGUUCCUGCAGAGGUUUGGCAAGAAGACUGCAGCUUUCUGUGGGAUUACGUGGAUCAUGCCCUUCACUGUGACGCUGGCAUUCGUUCCAAACUUGAUGGUGGCUUAUGUGGUGGCUGUAUCUUCUGGACUGAGUGUAGCUGCCUCACUACUUUUACCCUGGUCAAUGUUGCCAGACGUAGUGGAUGAUUUCAGGCUGGCAAACCGCAACUCGAAGGGCCAUGAGGCGAUCUUCUACUCCUUCUAUGUUUUCUUCACCAAGUUCGCGGCAGGGAUCUCUCUGGGAGUGUCCACUCUCUGUUUAGAAUUUGCAGGCUAUGACACAGGAGCAUGUAAGCAGCCUAAUGCAGUAGUGUACACUCUGAAACUCCUGAUUGGCAUGGCUCCUGUGGCAUUCAUCAUCACAGGCCUUGUAAUCCUUCUGCUGUACCCCAUCAGUGAAGAAGUGAGACAGCGAAACAAACUGGCCCUGGAGGAUCUCAGAAACCAGACUAUAAGUUGCAGCUGCCUCAGAGAAGACUUGAACAGUGUAUAGGCUUUUUACACAUCACAGAUGCCUGCGACCCUGUAGAAGGAUAAAGCGGCUAGAGAUAAUGAGAUGAGAUGAGAUGAGAUUCAAAUUCCAGAUUGGACCUGGGAUGAGAUGUGUUAGUGUACAUUACACUGUGUUAAAUAUAAUGAAGUUAACCUUUUGUUUCUGUAUUUUUAAACGAUAUAAUAACCUGCAUUGAAUACAAACACUAUGUACCUAAUUUAUAUGAAUGAAUGUAUAUUUCUUUUUUUGAAGUAAGCUAAAAUGGCCUGUGUUGCAAAUGAAUAUUAUUUAAUUAUUUGAAUUCAAUUUAAUUGAAAGCAAUAUACUGGUGCUGUUAUCAUAGAUCUGUCAAUCGCACUUGAAAACAGUCUAUAAUAAAAUACACACACUUUCGGACAAUAUACCUCAAGUUCAGAUAAUAAAACAAGAAACAGUCUGAUUUAAAAGGACUUUAUAUUUAAUUCACAGUUCAGGAGGUCAUAGUUCACAGGACAUGUUUGGAGUGUGUAAUACUAAAACAUUUACAGUACACUACCGUUCAAAAGUUUGGGGUCACCCAGACAAUUUUGUGUUUUCCAUGAAAAGUCACACUUUUAUUUACCACCAUAAGUUGUAAAAUGAAUAGAAAAUAUAGUCAAGACAUUUUUCUGGCCAUUUUGAGCAUUUAAUCGACCCCACAAAUGUGAUGCUCCAGAAACUCAAUCUGCUCAAACUAAAGGAAGGUCAGUUUUAUAGCUUCUCUAAAGAGCUCAACUGUUUUCAGCUGUGCUAACAUGAUCGUACAAGGGUUUUCUAAUCAUCCAUUAGCCUUCUGAGGCAAUAAGCAAACACAUUGUACCAUUAGAACACUGGAGUGAGAGUUGCUGGAAAUGGGCCUCUAUGGAUCUAUGGACCUAUGGAGAUAUUGCACCAAAAACCAGACAUUUGCAGCUAGAAUAGUCAUUUACCACAUUAGCAAUGUAUAGAGUGGAUUUCUGAUUAGUUUAAAGUGAUCUUCAUUGAAAAGAACAGUGCUUUUCUUUCAAAAAUAAGGACAUUUCAAAGUGACCCCAAACUUUUGAACGGUAGCGUACAACAGGAAUUGUAACCCGAACCAAAACAGACACUUCAAUAGUUACAGUGAAAGAUACUCUGGUCAGUAACACCUGUCCUCACGACACACUUACAAAAAUAAUCGUAUUUGGAAAGAUGCGUUUAUAGUUCGGGGCAAAUGAACAGUUCUUACUAUUUAAUUUUCACUCAUAUAAAAUGUUGCAUCAGAGAUGUGCUAUGGAAAUAAAUCAGUAUAAUUUU